Molecule: messenger RNA, 4398 nt
Organism: Daucus carota subsp. sativus
Lineage: Eukaryota; Viridiplantae; Streptophyta; Magnoliopsida; Apiales; Apiaceae
Exons: 8
Coding region: 1-4398 (1465 amino acids)
Source: RefSeq, a predicted model, not a curated record
AUGAAUUGUGCCACUUGGAAUGUAAGGGGUCUUAAUAAGCGGUCUCAUCAAAAAGAGGCCCUUCAUUUUGUUGAUUCUAAUCAUCUUAGCUUUGUUGGUUUUAUGGAAACUAAAGUUAAAGUUCAAAAUAUGUCCAAGGUUGUAAAUAGAAUUAAACGAAACUUGUCUUGGGUUUCUAAGCAUGCUGAUCAUUAUAAUGGUCGUAUUAUUAUUGGUUGGGAUGCUGCUAUUUGGACUGUUUCUGUUCUAAACUCCAGCCCUCAACAUGUUACUUGUCGUGCGUUAUUUAAAGAGAACAAUUCUAGCUUUGUCAUUUCGUUUAUCUAUGCUUUUAAUGAUGGAUGUGAUCGUGUACCUCGGUGGAAUUUUAUUUCCUCUUAUUCUGUGGGUGAAUCCUGGUGCCUGGCUGGGGAUUUUAAUACUGUGUUGAGCAUUUCUGAAAUUCUGGGGGGUCGUGAGCACUGGACACCCGAGAUGCAAGCUUUUAAAGACUGUGUGGCUGAUGCUGGUCUCACUUGUCUUCGAACCAUUGGGGAUACUUUUACCUGGACAAACAGAAGGGAGAAUGACUUGGUGUUGAAAAGAUUAGACAGGGUCCUUGUUAAUGACUCUUGGCUUCUGAACUUCGCCUCGAGUCAAGUGGUAGUCCAUAAUAGAGGCAUUAUGGAUCAUCAUGCUCUAGUCAUCACUGGCUUGGGACACUCUGCUUUAUGGGAUCCGCUUGCUGUUUUUUGGAGAAAACUUAAACUUGUUCGAGCUAAUCUGGUGAUUUUGAAUAGGGAGCAUGGGGAUGUUCGUUCUGUUGUCCAGCAGUGCCGCACACCCCUUGCCUUCGUUCAAAAUUCUGUGACCCUUGAUAGGGGAAAUACAUCUCUGUUGCAUGCUGAGGACUCUGCCAUCUCUGCCCUCAACACUGCUCUUGAUCAUGAGGAGGAGCUCUACAAACAAAAGUCUAGAUGUAAAUGGUUGAAAUUGGGAGACUCGAAUACCAAGUUCUUCUUUGGCCAAACUCGUACCAACUGGAAUACCAACAAGAUCCUUUCAAUUCUCAAUCAGAAUGGUGACCUUGUCCAUGGUCACGAUGCUGUAGCGAGUGUGGCUGUUAAUCAUUUCCAAGGUCAUCUUGGUUCUGCUGGGGAACGAGUUGCUUUGGAUUGGGAGAACUUAUCUUGCCCUCUUCUCCCCUUGGACACUCAUGAAGCACUUGUUGCUCCUGUUACGGAUGACUUGAUCCUCCAAACUCUUAAGUCGCUUAAACCUGGCAAGGCACCGGGUCCUGAUGGGUUUAAUCGUGAGUUCUUUCUUGCGACUUGGUCAAUCUUUGGUCGCGACUUUUGCAAAGCGGUCCGGAGUUUUUUUGAGGGUGACCCCAUGCACCUUGGGGUGAAUUCUACUCUUAUUGCACUGGUUCCUAAAACUCGGUCGCCCACCUGUAUGAAAGACUUUCGUCCGAUUGCUCUAUGUUCUGCUAUCUAUAAGUGCAUCUCGAAGAUUAUUGCUUGUAGACUCAAGUGUGUUAUGCCUGGAAUAAUUGAUAAGGCACAAUCUGCUUUCGUCCCUGGUCGCCAGAUUAGUGAUAACAUUCUUCUUGCCCAGGAGCUCUUUAGGGGGUAUGGUCGAGAAACUGGACUCCCAAAAUGUGCCUUAAAACUCGACCUCAACAAGGCUUUCGAUUCAAUUAAUUGGGAUUUUUUGCUGGACUGCCUUCAUUAUAUGAACUUCCCAUCCAGAUUCAUUACCUGGAUAAAAGGAUGUGUUUGCACCACUUGCUUCUCUGUCAAGCUUAAUGGGGCCAGUGUGGGGUUCUUCAAGGGCGCAAAGGGGCUUAGACAGGGUGACCCCAUCUCGCCUUACCUCUUCACCCUCGCAAUGAAUGUGUUCUCUUCUAUUCUCAAUCAGGUUCCAACUGGUUUUCAGUAUCAUUGGAAGUGCAAAGAACUCAAGCUCACACACUUGUUCUUUGCUGAUGAUGUACUCAUUUUCUUGAGGGGCGACAGGGUGUCGAUUGGGCACAUCAUAGACUCUCUUGCUAAAUUUUCUCGGGUUAGUGGCCUUACUGCCAAUCUUUUGAAGAGUACUUGCUUUCUUAAUAAUUGUGAUGCUCUGUUGACCUCUUGGUUUGAUCAUACUUAUGCUAUUCCUCAUGGCACUUUACCUGUGCGCUUCCUUGGUGUGCCCCUUAUCACAAAGCAACUCUGUGUUAACGACUGCAUGCCCUUAAUUGAAAAAUUAACUGCUCGCAUUGAUGACUGGACGAAUAUUUUGCUCUCUAUUGCUGGAAGGGUCCAACUUAUAAAGUCUGUCCUUCUUGCCAUGAUUUCAUUUUGGACACGCCACUUCAUUCUCCCCAAGGGUGUUCAUCACACUAUUCGGUCCAUACUCACCCGGUUCUUGUGGAAAGGUUCUUUGGUUGUUGGUGGAGCCAAAGUUGCCUGGGUGGAUCUCUGUCUACCUAAAGAGGAGGGUGGGCUUGGUAUCCCCAACCCGGCUACAUGGAAUGAAGCACAGAUUCUCUCCCAUCUUUGGAAAAUUGUGAAUAAAGAUUGCUCUUCUCUUUGGGUUAACUGGGUUAUUCACUCUGUGGUCAAACAGAAGUCCUUCUGGUUACUCCCCACCCCAACUGACUGCUCCUGGAUUUGGCGUAAGCUUUUAUCACUACGUGACUCAGCUAAAGCUCACAUCAGAUUCAUAAUUGGUAACGGAGCCUCAACUUUACUCUGGCUUGACCCCUGGUAUAACUCGACUACUAUUGCCACAUGCUCUACGGAUCCAAUUAUUUCACACCUGGGCUCCUCUCCCCAAGCCUUGGUUUCUGAUUGGAUCUCUCAUGGUCACUGGGCGAUCCCGGAACCUGUCUCUAGCCAGCGUCGAAGUGGGACUCGAUUUAGUAAUUGGUUGACAACCUUCUCCUACCCCACCGUGUCUACCAGCUCUGAUGUUCUCCUUUGGGAUUCUGUCUCUGGACAUAAUGUUACUGUGCAUUCUAUUUGGGACUCAAUUCGAUUACGUGGUAGUGGGGUUCCUUGGUACUCUACUGUUUGGUUCAAACAGGGGGUUUCUCGCUACCAACUUCAUUCUUGGCUUGUCUGUAAGGAACGUCUUAGAACCUUGGACAGACUUGACCACUGGGACCUUACGACCACUUUGCAGUGCUAUCUUUGUAUUGGUGGAGUGGAAUCUCACUCCCAUCUCUUUGUUCAUUGCCCUUAUACAUGUUAUAUUAUGGAUAUGCUUUUUUCUCCCAUCUACAGGACUCGGAUUUUACCCCAUUGGCGAUGGACAGAUCUUCUUGAGCACCUCAUGACCUGCCCUGACCCUUCCAGGCGCACCAUUGCUCUUAUUGCUGCUCAGAUUCUUUCCUACCACCUUUGGCGCGAGAGGAAUGCUAGAAGACACAACAGAGGCUCUUUUGGACCACGAAAGCUCCUUCAUGGCAUUAUCACUGACUUGCAGGCUCGUAUUUUUGGAGAGUCUUGGUUUAUUGCUGCUGGUGCCAGUGGAGUUGUUCGAGUUGAUUGGGUGCUUGAAAAUGGAGCGUCAAUGCACAUGACUGGUACAAGAUCCCUGCUGGAAGACAUAAGAGAAGCAACUGGCAAUGGUGGAGGAAAUGGCAAUAAUGCUGGAGAUUCCACUGAUGCUAGUGGUGGAUCAAUAAGUCAACCUGACAGCAACUCAGGGGGAGCUGGUGGAUCAACUAGUCAUACACAUCAGACUAAUGAUAAUAUUGCUGAAUCAUCAAGUACACAACUUCCAAGAGAAUGGAUUUGGAGCAGAGAUCACCCCUUUGAUCUGAUUAUUGGUGAUCCUGAUGUUGGUAGUGAUUGUUCAUCUAUCAAAGCUGAUUAUCCUUCUUCCAACACUGAGAUUGUAGAAGCUGAAAUUGAUGAAGUUUCUGGUGAACCGGAGGAUGAGUUCUAUACUCAUGAAGAGCUAGAGCAGCUGGAAGAUAAGUCUAUGGCUUAUAUGGCUGCAAGGUUCAAGCACAUCAAGUUUAGAAAGAACCCUCGGUACAAGAAAACUUCAGGGAACAAGUUUCAGGGAAAAGGAGGAUACUCAGGGUCAGGGUCUAAAAAUCUGAAGAAAGAAAAUGAAAAGCUGAAAGCAAAGUUUGAAGCAAUGGUGGCUAAGCAUAAAGGAAGGGCUUACAUUGCUGAGGGAAAAAGCUGGGAUGACACGGAUUCUGAUGAUGAACCUGAAGAGUUGAAAAAUGAGGAAGUUGUUAAGCCUCAAGUAAAACAGGAAACACAAGAUGUAUCUUCUAAUCCCCAAGUUAGAGAGGAUUCUGAUAAAACUGGAUUAGGAAGUACUACUUCCAACAAAAAGAAGAACAACAAAAAUGGUAAGCUAGAUGCUAAGAAAACCAACUCUAGGACUCCCAGUGCUAGAAAGAAUGAUUAA